Molecule: messenger RNA, 1336 nt
Organism: Ochotona curzoniae (black-lipped pika)
Lineage: Eukaryota; Metazoa; Chordata; Mammalia; Lagomorpha; Ochotonidae
Gene: GOT1L1
Product: glutamic-oxaloacetic transaminase 1 like 1
Exons: 9
Coding region: 55-1299 (414 amino acids)
Biological process (GO): L-aspartate biosynthetic process
Cellular component (GO): cytosol
Molecular function (GO): pyridoxal phosphate binding; L-aspartate:2-oxoglutarate transaminase activity
Source: RefSeq, a predicted model, not a curated record
UGGCUUUGGAGCUGAAGCAGCAGGAGCGAGUGCGGUUCCCCCACUACCCACGUCAUGCCCACCCUAUCGGUGUUCACGGAUGUGCCCCCAGCGCAAAAGUUAGAGGGCAGCCUGUUUAAGACGUACAAGCAGGAUGACCACCCCAACAAGAUGUUCCUGGCCUACAGAGUCUGUAUGACCGAAGACGGCCGGCCCUGGGUGUCCCAGGUGGUGCGCAUAACGCGGCUCCAGAUGGCACAGGAUCCCUCACUCGACUAUGAGUACCUGCCCCCCAUGGGCUCCAGGUGCUUCAUCCAGGCCUCCUUGGAGCUCCUCUUUGGAAAGCACAACCCAGCCCUGGUGGAGAACAGGAUAGGAGGUGUGCACAUUAUUGGUGACAGUGGUGCCUUCCAGCUGGGGGCCCAGUUCCUGAGAAACUGGCUCAAGGAGACCCAGGUCGUGUGCAUAGUCUCCUCUCAGAAAGAGCUACACGGACUGGUCUUCCAGGAUAUGGACUUUGUGGUCUAUGAGUACUCCAUCUGGGACCCCCAGCAGCUGUGCCUGAACUCCAAUAUGUUCCUCGAUGUGCUGGAGCAGAUCCCACGUGGCUGCAUCCUGGUGAUUGGCAACAUCAUCGACUGUAAGCUGACACCCAGCCAGUGGAGCAAGGUGGUGUCGCUCAUGAAGAGCAAGCGCGUCUUCCUCUUCCUGGACAUUCCCUGCCAAGGUUUCUACACAGGAGACCUGGAGCAAGACGUUCGGAUCUUGCGGUACUUCGUGUCUCGAGGUUUUGAGUUUUUCUGCAGCCAGUCGCUGUCCAAGAAUUUCGGCAUUUACGAUGAAGGCGUAGGGAUCCUGGCCGUGGUGGCUCUCAACAACCAGCGUAUGCUCCGCACCCUCUCCCAGCUGACCAGCUACGCCCAGGCCCUGUGGCUCAACCCCCCAGCCACGGGAGCGCGCAUCAUCACCUCCAUCCUCUGCAACCCUUUUCUUCGUGAGGGAUGGAGGCAGAGCCUGGAACGGACCUUGGGGAGCAUCAUGCUGAUCAAGCAGAAGGUGAAGGAGAAGCUGCGGCUGCUGGGAACCCCAGGCUCCUGGGACCACAUCACCCAGCAGACCGGGACCCACGGCUACCUGGGACUGACCUCCCAGCAGGUGGAGUACCUGGUCAAGAAGAAGCACAUCUACAUCCCCAAGAACACCAGGAUCAACUUCACCUGCAUCAAUGCGAAAAACAUCGGUUACAUCACGGAGAGCAUCCACGAGGCUGUCCUCCUCACCGGCAGGACGGAGAACGUUCCCAAAGACAAAGGCCAGUGAGCUCAAUAAAGGGCAUCAGCCGCUGCUGCCAUUCCUU